AUUUCUUCGAAAUCCCAUCAUAAAAUAUGACAAACCCUGCCAAUAACAAUAAUUUAAGCCUCAUCCCAGUGCCUAGUGAUGAAUUAACAAAACUCCGUGACCUCUACCUCAAAGAUUGGCCCCAAAACUGUGUCGGUUAUUACACUCUGGACAACUUUAUCAGAUGGCUACAAAAAGAUCCCCAAAUUAAAGCUCUCGCUAUACUCACUUUAAAUAACGAUGACUGGCGAACCGAUGGAACUUUUGUGUUGGCAGAUAGAUAUCAACUUUUUUUAAAUACACUAAAUCCCUCCAACGAAAGACUGAGAAUUGCACUAUCAUUGUUGGACUGGUCCGGAGGCUAUAAAGUCAGUUCAUUUUUGGAACGCCAUCGUCCCGCUGUGCUCGACGUUGUCGAUACUCAGCUGCAUUUGCAAAAGGAAUAUGAUAGCCUAACGCUAGUUUAUCACAUGCCGCGUGAUGAAGCCAUUCAAAUGGAAAUUGAUUGCCCGGAUGGUUUUGUCGUGCGGGCAAUGAAUGAGGACGAUGCUGUUGUGGCAGACAAUGUCUGGCCAAAUCAACACGUGGGCUCGUUGUUCCUUUUGAAAAGAUUGAUUAAAUGGAAUCCAAAUGUGGGUGUUUUUACAAAGGCCAACAAUGAGUUGGUUGCGUGGUGCUUUAGACUUCAGGGGGGAUUCCUUGGAGCUCUUCAGGUGAAAGACACUCAUCAGCGUAUGGGGCUUGGAAGGUUGGUGCUCAAAUCAAUAACAAAGAAAAUCGGUCAGAUGGAUCAGGAUGUCAUGGCUUGUGUGGGACAUGAGAAUACACCUUCGAAAAGGUUGUUUGAAAGCUGUGGCUUUAAGGUAAUCGAUAAAGCAUUUUGGUUGAGGACAUAUCCUACAAAGGAUUUUGAAUGGACUGACAAAUAUCAUUUUUGCAUUUUAAAAAUGAAUAAAAAUAUUCUGGUUAAAAUUCCAUAUAAAGAUUGGCCAAAACUUCGAGAUCUCUAUGUGAAUCGAAAGCUGGAAUCAAAUUCAUUUAAUAUGAUACAAAAUUUUAUUAAUUGGCUGCAAAAAGAUCCAACAUUGGAAGAAGAAUCAGUGAAAUUAUAUUCAUUAAAUGGUGAUUGGAGUGAUGGAACUUUUAUAAUUCAAGACCAUAAAACAUAUAUAACGAUGAAUACUCUUGAAGACUCUCAAGAACGUCUUUUAGCAGCCCUUCGUUGUCUAGAUAAGAAAGAAGAUUAUAUUUUAUAUGGAUUUCAUGAAAGACUUAAGAAAACUAUUGAAGCUUAUGUAAAGGAUUUCGAGAUCGAUAAAGCACCCAGAACGCUUUGGCAUCACGUUGAACUCAAACAAGCAUUGGCAUUUAAUACUGACCCACCAGAAGGAAUAACCCUUUCCCCUAUUCGAACUGAAGAUAUUGAGACUGUAAAUAACUUAUGGCCACAUCAUCAUCCCGGAUCAGAACUAUUUGUUGGCCGGUUAAUUAGAUUAGGCCAAAGUGUUGGUGCAUACGAUAACGAUGGAAAUUUAGUUUCUUGGUGUUUGACGUUACCAUUGGGAGCCCUAGGUUUAUUACAAGUACAAGAAAGUCAUAGAAGAAAAGGCUUUGGCAGUCUUAUGGUUAAAGCAAUGGCCAAAAUGAAUGCAGAAAAAGGAAUUGAAACUUUGGCACCUAUAAUUGAAGAAAAUACUGCUUCACGAGCAAUGUUUAAAAAUUUAGGUUUUGUAGAAAUUAAUGAAAUAUUUUGGUAUGGUAAAACCAGCAAUAUCAUAAGAAAUUCGACAAAAAAACUAUAUGAAAUAAAUUAUAAAUCGAAAUUAAUAAACACUACAGUUUUUGGUGUUUAA
This is a messenger RNA of Episyrphus balteatus (marmalade hoverfly), 1832 nucleotides long. RefSeq lists its product as uncharacterized. Lineage: Eukaryota; Metazoa; Arthropoda; Insecta; Diptera; Syrphidae. The transcript has 8 exons. The record is from RefSeq and is a predicted model, not a curated record. Gene Ontology annotation, molecular function: acyltransferase activity, transferring groups other than amino-acyl groups. The coding region runs from base 27 to 1832 and encodes 601 amino acids.